Messenger RNA from Notothenia coriiceps (black rockcod), 1950 nucleotides. It is a transcript of the gene ip6k1, whose product is annotated as inositol hexakisphosphate kinase 1. The transcript is spliced from 9 exons. Gene Ontology annotation, molecular function: inositol hexakisphosphate kinase activity. The record is from RefSeq and is a predicted model, not a curated record. Gene Ontology annotation, biological process: phosphatidylinositol phosphate biosynthetic process; inositol phosphate biosynthetic process. The coding region runs from base 422 to 1870 and encodes 482 amino acids. Lineage: Eukaryota; Metazoa; Chordata; Actinopteri; Perciformes; Nototheniidae. Gene Ontology annotation, cellular component: cytoplasm; nucleus.
UCAUUAAUAUUUGUUCUAUUAACAAUGGAUCUGAUGACUGUUUGUAAUGAUCCUCCUUUAGCUCUUUAGAUUAAUUUUAGUUGCAGCAGAUUCACAAAUAUACAUAAUAUAAACUCAACUGGUAAUUUGUAUUUCCUCUCUCUACAGGAAGUGGUGACCCUGACACCCUGAUUCCCCCUGCCUCCCUCCCCAAAGUCGUUGCCCCGCUUCCCACCAUCCUGACUGGGUGCCCGUGCUGCCAGCGGUGGAUUAGAGUACUCUGAUUGGAGGCUUUGCGAGGUGGUUUUUCGGUCUGGCGCCGCCUCCCCCAGGGGCCGGCGUGCGCUCCCAGCAGCCCGUGGUGCCCUGCGCCCCCCCCUCCCCAUCACUGCACUCCAGAGCCAAUGCCCAAGGAGGAGGCGCGGUCCGUCCUCCAGGAGCCAUGUGCCUCCCUCACACCAACAACAUGGAGAACAAGUUACAGGGUGUGGCGCAGGGGGGAGGGGCUACACUACGAUCACGGCCAGGAGGCGUCCCACUGGAGCCCUUCAUACACCAGGUGGGGGGUCACACCAGUAUGAUGCGUUAUGAUGACCACACGGUGUGUAAGCCUCUGAUCAGCAGAGAGCAGCGCUUCUACGAGUCUCUGCCUCCAGACAUGAAGGAGUUCACUCCAGAGUAUAAAGGUGUGGUGCUGGUUUGUUUCGAGGGCGACUCUGACGGCUACAUCAACCUGGUGGCUUACCCGUAUGUGGAGAGCAACAUGGAGGGAGGGCCCUGCGAGCACGAAGAGCGUGACCCCCCCGAGAGGGAGCAGCCGCGGAGGAAACACUCCCGGCGCAGCCUCCACCGCUCUUCCUCUGAACACAAGGAGGAUCGGCCCGACAGGAGGGAGUCACAUGACCCAGAGGCCUCUGAUAAUCUUGCAGAGCUGAAGAGUCCACGGCUCGACCCGAAGCUGCACUCGGACGUUCCCUUCCAGAUGUUGGACUGGAACAGCGGUUUGAGUUCAGAGAAGAUCAGCCACAACCCCUGGAGCCUGCGCUGCCACAAGCAGCAGCUCAGCCGCAUGAGGUCCGAGUCCAAGGACCGCAAACUCUUUAAGUUUCUGCUGUUGGAGAACGUGGUUCAUCACUUCUCCUACCCCUGCAUCCUGGAUCUGAAGAUGGGCACCAGGCAGCACGGAGACGACGCCUCCGAGGAAAAGGCGGCCCGGCAGAUGAAGAAAUGUGAACAGAGCACUUCAGCCACGCUGGGAGUCAGAGUGUGUGGCAUGCAGGUGUACCAGCUGAGCACCGGUCACUACCUCUGCAGGAACAAGUACUACGGCCGCGGCCUGUCAAUCGAAGGCUUCCGCGAGGCACUCUUCCAGUACAUGCACAACGGGAAGGGUCUGAGGCAGGACCUCUUUGAGCCGAUCCUGAAAAAGCUGCGCAGCCUGAAGGAGGUGCUGGAGAGGCAGGCUUCCUACCGCUUCUACUCCUCUUCACUGCUCAUCAUCUAUGAGGGAAAGGAACCUGAACGUGCAGCGUCCCACCAGAAGACUCCCGCGGCCCCUGCAGAGCCCCACUGUGCCCCCGGCCCCCACGCAGCCCCAGGCGCUCCCUGUGAAACGGUCAUGAGCAAGAACCCAGACCCGGGGCCUCAAUCUUCUCAGGGGCCUGCUUCCGCUCAGGGACCUGGACUGAUGGCCUCCCCCUCCCCUCGUCCCCCCCCCCCCCGGCAGCCACCCCCCCUGGUGGACGUUCGUAUGAUCGACUUCGCCCACUCCACCUUUAAGGGUUUCCGCGGCGACACGGCGGUGCACGACGGGACGGACCGGGGCUACGUGUUCGGACUGGAGAGCCUGGUCAAGAUCCUGGAGAGCCUGCAGGACGAUAACCUGCCGUAGCUCCCAACACACAGACACACACAGACACACACACACAGACACACACACACAGACACACACAGACACACACAGACACACAC